This is a messenger RNA of Syngnathus acus (greater pipefish), 2143 nucleotides long. It is a transcript of the gene sstr2a, whose product is annotated as somatostatin receptor 2a. Gene Ontology annotation, biological process: neuropeptide signaling pathway; cellular response to glucocorticoid stimulus; cellular response to estradiol stimulus. Gene Ontology annotation, cellular component: membrane; neuron projection. The record is from RefSeq and is a predicted model, not a curated record. Gene Ontology annotation, molecular function: somatostatin receptor activity; neuropeptide binding. The coding region runs from base 582 to 1745 and encodes 387 amino acids. The transcript has 5 exons. Lineage: Eukaryota; Metazoa; Chordata; Actinopteri; Syngnathiformes; Syngnathidae.
UCUCUCCCUCAGUCGCAGUCUCAAGCGCACCCAGUCAACGUGACGCACUCGUCGCCGACACUUUGCUCACUUUGGUUUAUUUUGCCAUACAGAAAACAUUUGCAGCAGCCGCUAACCAAACAAACAAAAAAAAAAAGACCUGAGCUACUGCUGCUGGCACGGGCCGUGACGAGGGUGCGUGGUGCCUGAACCGCUGGAGCUGCGCGUAACUGAGACGGAGCAGGUGGAUGGGUGGAUGGAUGGAUGGAGGGACGCACGGAAGGAAGGCUAGAUGGACGCGCGCACUCUGUAAAGACAUCUUGGCAAUUGGCACGAUGGAUUUGAUACAAGGAGGACAUUUUCUAUUUAAAACGUCCGAGCUGUUUGUUCCCAAGAUCGAUUGAAUAAACAUUUGUCUCCGCUAGCGGCACAAUGCCCUCCCUCGAUCAUCUCUCGAACCUGGCUUAUUGCAUGUAUGCACACGACGGACGACAUGGAGCCAGCCCUCCCCGCCUAGAUCAUUUGACCCACGGUGAUGCGUUCUUGUGGUCAUCUGCGAUGUGAUGCCAACACCCAUUUGAGCUAACUUUGACUCUGUGACGAUGGCGCUGGAUCAAUGGUCAUUCCUCUCGCCUCCACCAAACAUGACUAUCCCCGAGCCGCUCCUAUACGACAGCUACCUCCAAGGGAACGAGUCGGACCUGGACCUGAACCUGACGGGAGAAAGCAAGGAACCCCACCAGGACAAGACCAGCUCAGUGGUUAUCACUUUGAUUUACUUCAUGGUGUGCGCGGUGGGGCUCUGCGGCAACGCCCUGGUCAUUUACGUCAUCUUACGCUACGCCAAAAUGAAGACGGUGACCAACAUAUACAUCCUCAACCUGGCCGUGGCCGACGUGCUGUGCAUGAUGAGCCUGCCCUUCAUCGCCUUACAGCUGGCAUUGGUGCAUUGGCCCUUUGGCGAGGCGCUGUGCAAAGUCAUUUUGACUGUGGACUCUCUCAAUCAGUUCACCAGCAUAUUUUGCCUCACGGUGAUGAGCAUCGAUCGCUACCUGGCCGUGGUUCACCCUAUUAAGUCGACAAAAUGGCGGAAGCCCCGGGUUGCCAAGUUCAUCAACUUGACAGUGUGGGGCGUGUCGCUGUUAGUCAUCCUACCUACGAUGAUCUUCAGCGGUCUGGACAAGGUACCGGUCUGCGGGAUCGUUUGGCCCGAGCCCCAGGACGCCUAUUACACCGCCUUCAUCUUUUACACCUUCUUCAUUGGAUUCUUCCUUCCCCUGGCCGUCAUAUGCCUGUGUUACCUGUUCAUCAUAGUCAAGGUCAAAUCCUCAGGCAUGCGAGUGGGCUCGACCAAACGCAAACGAUCGGAACGUAAAGUGACCCGCAUGGUCUCCAUCGUGGUGGCCGUCUUCGUCCUCUGCUGGCUGCCCUUCUACAUUUUCAACGUCACCUCGGUCACCGGCUCCAUCAACCCGACGUCGGCGGUGAAAAGCACCUUUGACUUUGUGGUGGUGCUGGGCUACGCCAACAGCUGCGCUAACCCCAUUCUCUACGCCUUCCUGUCGGACAACUUCAAGAAGAGUUUCCAGAAGGUGCUGUGUCUCAAAAAGGUGACCGGCCUGGAUGAAAUGGAUCGCAGUGACAGCAGGGUGGACAGGAGCAGGGUGGACAGGAGCAGGAUGGUCAAUCACGCGCUCGUCAUCAACGCCAACUUGGAGGCGCAUAAUGCGGCGCUGCUCAACGGAGAGCUGCAGACCAGCAUUUGAGGGAGGGAGGGAGGGAGGACUGGCUGAGGAACACAAGUGAACCAAGCAACUGUUGGCUACGGGGCGGGGGGGACUGAUGCAAUAGCCCACCCGCCGUUCUAUGGACUCCGCUCGAUGAAGUAAGCCAGUCGGAGCAGUUUCACAACAGAGAUGGUAGGUACAUUGACCCAACUGUUUGAGGCAACCUGCUCUCAUUGACCCUGAACACUCAAUAAGCCCCCUGACUAACGGCAAACACAAGUUGGACGCUUACGUCACUAGGCCCAGUUGGGCUCGUGUUGGAGGGAGGAUCUGCCGAUAGAAGGGCUACGUACGUUAUGUGUGAGGAAGAGACCCCAUUCUUGUGGGUUAGGAAACGGGAUGCCAUUAGGCACUGUCUUCACGAAAGGGAAGGCAGG